Messenger RNA from Coturnix japonica (Japanese quail), 1419 nucleotides. The record is from RefSeq and is a predicted model, not a curated record. NCBI's taxonomy places the organism in Eukaryota, Metazoa, Chordata, Aves, Galliformes, Phasianidae.
AUGGUGCGCUGUCCUAAGCCGAGGAUGCCGUGUGUUCCCUCACAGCCGUGUGUUCCCUCAGCACUGCCCACCCCGCUCUAUCAGCUCACACCACAGCGCAGCGCGCGGAGCGGGGCGGGGCCGGUCCCGGAGGGGCGUGCCGUGCGCACGCGCGGAGGCUCCGCGAGCGACCUCGGAAGGGGCGGGGCGAGGCGCGAUGCGCACGGCGGGAGCAUGACAGGUGGCGGGAAGCGGCGGCAGCGCGCGGCGGAGCCGGCGGGAGAACAGAGUUGUUCAAUUGCACAUCAGGAAGCAGCUGGGUGCACUUUUCUUUCCAUGUCUGCAGUGCGACAAAAACGGUCAGGCCAGGCAGAGGCAAGCAAUGCCCUCCAGCAAGAAGCAGAGACAUGCUAUCAGCUGAGGCUGCCCGAGGACUUCUACCAGUUCUGGAAGUUUUGUGAGGAACUGGAUCCUGAGAAACCAGCUGAUGCACUUGUGUCAAGUGUUGGGCUUACACUGGUUGGACCGUAUGACAUCCUUGCCGGGAAACACAAAAAAGCAAAAUCAACAAAUGUGAACUUCAGUCUUCACUGGAGAUUCUUCUACGACCCCCCUGAAUUCCAGACUAUACUUGUUGGGGAUAGCAAAACACAGUAUCACAUGGGAUAUUUCAGGGAUGUGCCAGAUGAGCUUCCAGUGUGGGUUGGUGCAAAUGAAGCAAGGAAGAGCUGCCUGAUUUCACAAGUUGGUGAUAAUGUAUUUGCUGCAGUCAAAUUAUUUUUGACAAAAAAACUUAAGGAAGUGACUGAUAAAAAGAAAAAUGCUGUUUUGAAAGACCUAGAUGAAAAGCUAACAAGAAGAGCAAAAGAAUUGGGCUAUUCUCUGGAACAAAAAACCACGAAGAUGAAACAGAGAGAUAAGAAAGUGGUGACCAAAGCAUUUCAUGGAGCAGGCCUGGUUGUUCCUGUAGACAAAAAUGAUGUUGGAUACAGAGAACUUCCCGAAACGAACACUAAUCUUAAGAAAAUAUGUAAGGCCAUUGUCGAUGCUCCUACUGAUGAUGAGAGACUGAAGGCAUUUGCACCCAUUCAAGAAAUGCUCACCUACGUUCAGUUUGCUAAUGAUGAAUGUGACUAUGGAAUGGGAUAUGAACUGGGGAUGGACCUUUUCUGCUAUGGGUCACAUUACUUCCACAAGACCGUGGCCCAGCUGCUGCCACUCGCCUACAGCCUGCUCAGGAGGAACCUCUUCGCCGAGGUGAUCGAGGCGCACCUUGCAGACCGCCGGCAGGAGGGCCUGGACCGCCUGGCGCCCUGAGCCGGGGCAGCGCCAAGGUCGCACUCGCGUUUGGGGGGGGCAUGGGUUGUUUUAUUCAUUCCGUGUUGUUUUUCCACGUGGAAACUCGCUGUGUGUGGUUAAUAAAGCUUUCCUAAGGACCAG